Amoebophrya sp. A120 is the source of this 651-nucleotide messenger RNA. NCBI's taxonomy places the organism in Eukaryota, Dinophyceae, Syndiniales, Amoebophryaceae. The record is from the annotation of a GenBank genome assembly.
GUUCAAGGUCGUGGGUACGGAAGAGUUUCUUUGUGUAAUACCGUUUUAGGACUGAGACCAAUGAUAUCAAGAAAAUAUCCCUAUCCGAAAUGUUCUGUUCGUGCACUUCGAGGUAUUGAAGCCAAAGGGUCAAGAAAUGCGACAGCUCAUAUAUUUCAAGUGACAAGAAGAACAACAAAAGAUGCGGUCUUUUUUGCCCAAACCCGUUGGGGGCUGUUUAGCCCUGCAAGUCCGGGCUGAAGACCUCAAUGCCGCGAUGACGGACCCUGCGGAAGGCGAAUUCGACAUCAAGGGCGGGGGGGGGGAGCGAGCACCGAAAAACUCGGCGAGAAAGCACGGGUGCCGCAGUCGUUCGUGGAGACGGGGAAGAAUAAGGUAGAUACUGCGGAGUUAGCGUGAGUUUGUUCAUCUUUGCCAAAUAUUCGACUGAAUGCCAAGCAGAAGAGCAUGCGGACAUGAUGAAUGAAUCACUUCCGAACCGCCUUUGUGUGAUGCAUAGAUAAAUGUGCGACGCAGCAAGCUUACAAUCCGUGAAAAGUUCUUUGAUCUACCAAAAACGCGGCUCGCAGGCAUCAGCGGAAUUGUACAGCGCCGCGAACUCGACUGUUGUCAACUUUUUUGCCAAAGUCAUCAAGGACGAAACGGGGAUGA